CGAAACAGCCCUUAUAUAUACGCAUGGGUGGGGUUGAUUUUGUUGUUACAUGUAAUUAAGUCAUCAGUUGUUAUUUUGUGGUUUGGGCUCCAUCGCACAACACGAAACCAGAAAAGCAGAAGUUUCCGUUGCUGCCAACACCUGUACUUGUCAUAAAUUAAUCCAUCCCUUCCAACACUCAUCAACAAUCACACACAUAUCCAUUCAUUUUCAUGGAUUCUACACCCGAUAAUCCCCAAAAUGAGAAGGGUAUUGAAAAUAGACCUUCUGAUGAGAAUGUCUUGCAAAAGCACGUUGCUUUCUUUGAUCGGAAUCACGAUGGCUUGAUUUAUCCGUGGGAGACCUUUGAAGGAUUUCGCGCAAUAGGAUGUGGUGUUGGGUUGUCCACUGCGGCUUCCAUUUUCAUCAACCUCGCACUCAGCCACAAGACUCGCCCUGGAAAGUUUCCUUCUCCACUAUUCCCAAUCGAGGUUAAGAAUAUUCAAAGAGGCAAACAUGGGAGUGAUACCGGUGUCUACGACUCAGAAGGGAGGUUUGUUCCAUUGAAAUUCGAAGAGAUAUUUAGGAAGCAUGCGCAUACACACCCGGGCGCUUUGACCUCCGAUGAAUUAAUGGAACUGUUGAAAUCUAACAGAGAACCAAAAGACUACCCGGGAUGGGUUGGUGCUUGGACUGAAUGGAAAAUCCUGUAUUUCCUUUGUAAGGACAAUAAGGGUUUGCUUCACAAGAACACAGUCAGGGCUGUUUAUGAUGGAAGUCUCUUUCAGCAUAUGGAGGAGGAAACUAAAUCCAAAAAAAAUAAAGCAUAAUUGAAGAUUUUAGCAUUAAUAGAUAAUUGUAAUCUUUGUCAUAAUGCAUAUGUAGAAAGUACUACCUAUGUCAUGUUCAAGUCUUUUUUUUUU
Messenger RNA from Tripterygium wilfordii, 902 nucleotides. RefSeq names its product probable peroxygenase 4. Lineage: Eukaryota; Viridiplantae; Streptophyta; Magnoliopsida; Celastrales; Celastraceae. The record is from RefSeq and is a predicted model, not a curated record. Bases 213 to 809 code for a protein of 198 amino acids. Gene Ontology annotation, molecular function: calcium ion binding; monooxygenase activity. The transcript is spliced from 6 exons.